Lasiosphaeria miniovina is the source of this 697-nucleotide messenger RNA. RefSeq lists its product as uncharacterized. The transcript has a single exon. The record is from RefSeq and is a predicted model, not a curated record. Lineage: Eukaryota; Fungi; Ascomycota; Sordariomycetes; Sordariales; Lasiosphaeriaceae. The coding region runs from base 366 to 584 and encodes 72 amino acids.
CCUUGUUUACCUCCCCCUCCCCUCCAAGGACCGCCCCCAAAUCCACAACCUCGAACAAUCUCCGACCUUCAACAACCCCACAACCUCGAUCAAUCUCCGACCUUCUACAACCGCGAUCAACCUUUGGUCAUUCCACCUCAACCAAUUUUCGCCUUCCUCACUACACCACUCUGACGCCUCCGCGACCACGAUCACUUUGCCCUAUUCGUUCGGCGCGCAGUAAGAGAGUCACGAUCGCGUGUUGGAGAGAGCCAAGACUGCAACUCGAGACCGAGUACGCAUCCCUCGGAAUAGCAAAAUACACAUCAUCCUACUCGCCGUACGGCCGGCGGCCGCGGCGCAGCGGCGCGCUCGUCACGCUGUGGAUGUUCUGUUUCGUGUUCAUCGUCGCCGCCACGUGGUUUAUCCGCACGCGCUACGCCGAUGCGGCGCGGGGCUAUGCGGCGCGGUUGAUGCGUGGUCGGGGGGAAGGUGGUGUGUGUGUAUGUGUGUAUCAAUGUGUAUUAAUGGGCAUGACCGGGUGGGGUUGCUUGAGUCAUGUGACAUACUGUGUUCCUGUGUUACUACGAGCUUAUACAAUAUAGGAUGGGACGGGGAAUCUACAAAGUUGUUUGUUUGGGAGACGGAAAGGGGCUUGAUUAUAGACUGCGCGGGAAGCAGUCUGGGCAGCUGUCUGUUGUGAGAGGUUUCUAUAGUG